AUGGGCCUAUAUCCUCUCCAAUUGUUGACAUAUAGUUCACAUUACAUAAACCUUAAACCUUUUAGCAUUCCACCACCAUCUUUAACGAUGAAGGACCGGCCGCUGUCAUCAUGCGGCGCUGUUUACGUUCCUCCACAUCAACGCCUCCGUUCAGUAAUCACUGUUCCCUCUGCUGUUUCUCCACAACCUGGCAGCUUACGUCCUACAGCAAUCGAUCAAAAACCUAAUCCUAACUCUCUCAAGUCCUACGCUUGCCUUCCGCCUCAGCAGCAACCAGUGCGACUGCAACAUAAGAGAAGUUCACAAUUUGAUGACGUUUCUGAGGAAGGGGGUGAUAUUGAGCUUACGCCAUAUCAGGGUGCUGUCACAUCUGAUAACGCUGAAACAUGGAAAUGGAAGCUCACUGCUCUGCUACACAACAAUGAUAUACAAGAGGUGCUCUCAAGGGAGAAAAAAGAUAGGCGUGAUUAUGAGCAAAUAGCAGCUUUAGCAAGCAAAGUGGGUUUAUAUAGCAACCUAUAUUCAAAAGUAGUUGUUGUCAGCAAGCUUCCAUUACCUAACUACAGGUUUGAUUUGGAUGAUAAGCGUCCUCAGAGAGAGGUGAUCCUGCCUCCGGGUUUACCUAGACGAAUAGAUCUUUUUCUUGGAGAAUACUUGUCUCGUAAGCCAAGGAGCACAGAUGUACUUUCACGAUCAAGCAGUAAUGGCAGUAUAGCUACUGAUGAGGGUCUAUUUGAGCAGUCAGAGGCACCCCCUCAAAGUAAGGUUUCCAUGAAGAAAAUCCAUUGGGAAAGGAGUAUGCAAAUGCAGACAGAGCAGCAAACUUGGCAGGAAUCACCUGAGGGUAGGAAGAUACUGGAAUUUCGUAGUAGUCUACCCGCGUAUAAGGAAAGAGACGCAAUAUUAAGUGCCAUUUCACAGAACCAGGUGGUUAUUGUCUCUGGUGAAACUGGCUGUGGGAAGACCACACAGAUUCCACAGUUUAUUUUAGAGUCUGAAAUUGAGUCUAUUCGUGGAGACAUGUGUAGUAUCAUAUGUACACAGCCAAGAAGAAUAUCUGUUAUGGCAGUAUCUGAAAGAGUUGCUGCGGAGAGAGGGGAGUUGUUGGGUGAAACAGUUGGAUAUAAAGUUAGGCUAGAAGGUGUUAAAGGAAGGGACACUCACCUCCUCUUCUGUACAACUGGUAUCUUGUUAAGAAGGCUACUGGUUGAUAGAAAUCUGAAGGGAAUCACACAUGUAAUUGUGGACGAGAUUCAUGAACGUGGAAUGAACGAAGACUUUCUGCUAAUUGUUCUGAAGGAUUUACUCCCACGUCGGCCAGAAUUAAGGUUGAUCUUGAUGAGUGCCACCUUAGAUGCAGAGCUUUUCUCUUCAUACUUUGAUGGGGCUCCACUAGUCCACAUUCCGGGAUUUACAUAUCCAGUGCGCACUCAUUUCCUGGAAAAUAUUCUGGAGAUGUCCGGGUACAGGUUGACGCCAGACAAUCAGAUUGAUGAUUAUGGGCAGGAGAGAACGUGGAAAAUGAACAAACAAGCUCCAAGAAAAAGGAAGAGCCAGAUUGCUUCUGCUGUUGAGGACACCCUCAGAGCUGCUGAUUUCCAAGAAUUUAGCCCUGAGACACAGGAGUCUUUGUCUUGUUGGAAUCCUGAUUGUAUAGGCUUCAAUUUUAUAGAAUAUAUUCUAUGCCAUAUUUGUGAAAAUGAAAGGCCCGGUGCUGUUUUAGUUUUUAUGACUGGUUGGGAUGACAUAAGUUCUCUGAAGGAUAAGCUACAGUCUCAUCCUAUCUUGGGGAAUACAAGCCGUGUUUUAUUGCUGGCAUGCCAUGGUUCUAUGGCUAGUUCAGAGCAGAGGUUAAUAUUUGACAAGCCUGAAGAUGGAGUAAGGAAGAUUGUGUUAGCUACAAAUAUUGCUGAGACCAGUAUCACGAUUGAUGAUGUAGUGUUUGUUAUUGACUGUGGCAAGGCAAAAGAGACGUCAUAUGAUGCACUUAAUAAUACUCCUCGUUUGCUUCCUUCUUGGAUUUCAAAGGUUUCAGCUCGCCAAAGAAGGGGACGAGCUGGACGUGUUCAGCCAGGAGAAUGCUAUCAUCUUUAUCCCAGAUGUGUAUAUGAUGCUUUUGCAGAUUAUCAAUUACCAGAAAUUCUGAGGACUCCUUUGCAAUCCCUUUGUUUGCAAAUUAAGAGUUUAAAACUCGGUAGCAUUUCUGAGUUCCUCACGAGGGCUUUGCAAUCUCCCGAGUUAUUAGCGGUUCAAAAUGCUGUUGAGUAUCUGAAAAUCAUUGGGGCUUUAGAUGAGAAUGAAAAUUUGACUGUUCUAGGACGUUACUUAACAAUGCUUCCAAUGGAGCCUAAACUGGGGAAAAUGCUUAUACUUGGAUCAAUUUUGAAUUGUUUGGACCCGAUAUUAACUAUUGUUGCUGGUCUUAGUGUCCGAGAUCCCUUCUUGACACCACUUGACAAGAAAGAUCUUGCAGAUGCUGCCAAGGCUCACUUUUCACGCGAUUUUAGUGACCAUCUUGCUCUUGUCCGAGCAUAUGAGGGUUGGAGGGAUGCUGAAAGAGACCUAGCUGGAUAUGAGUACUGCUGGAAGAAUUUUCUGUCUGCACAGUCUAUGAAAGCUAUUGAUUCUCUUCGCAAGGAGUUUUACUCUUUGCUGAACGACACUGGUCUUGUUGACAGCAACAUUACCAUGUAUAAUUCUUGGAGUUAUGAUGAGCAUCUUCUUCGAGCGAUUAUCUGCUAUGGGUUGUAUCCUGGAAUCUGUUCUGUACUGCAUAAUGAAAAGUCAUAUUCAUUGAAAACAAUGGAAGAUGGUCAGGUGCUAUUACACUCGAACUCUGUUAAUGCCCGGGACUCCAGGAUACCAUAUCCUUGGCUGGUGUUCAAUGAAAAGAUCAAAGUAAACUGUGUCUUUCUACGGGAUUCUACAGCUAUCUCCGACUCAGUGCUGCUUCUAUUUGGAGGCACCAUCUCAAAAGGGGAAGUGGACGGUCACUUGAAAAUGUUGGGUGGAUACUUAGAGUUCUUUUUGAACCCUACUAUAGCAGAAAUGUACAGAAGUCUAAGAAGAGAGCUUGAUGAGUUUAUUCACACUAAACUCCUGAAUCCUAGGAUGGAUGUACAUAGUUAUCAUGAACUUCUGUCAGCAAUACGGUUGCUUAUCUCGGAGGAUCAAUGCGGUGGCAGAUUCGUUUUUAGUCAUCAGAUUUUACUUCCUUCCAAGCCUUGUACUGGAGCACCACCACCAGCUCCAACAUCAAGGAUAGAAAGUGGUCCAGGAGGUGACAAUGCUAAGUCUCAGCUACAGACGUUGCUGAAUCGAGCAGGAUAUGCAACACCAACCUACAAGUCAUUGCAACUCAAUAACAAUCAGUUUCGAGCAACUGUGGAGUUCAACGGAAUGCAGAUAAUGGGAAGACCUUGCAACAACAAAAAGCAAGCUGAAAAAGAUGCAGCAGCUGAGGCUCUGGAGUGGCUGUUGGAAGGGCACCGUGCAGGUCCUGAUUACAUUGAGCAGAUGUCUCAGUUUCUGAAAAAGAGCAAAAAGGCAUAGAGUGGACAUCACAAAAUUGGCAUCCGUGAUGCUUGGGACAGCCUCACGUCCUUGGUUUUGUUCGGGAUGGGUUCAUAGGAGCA
Solanum verrucosum is the source of this 3635-nucleotide messenger RNA. Its product is annotated as DExH-box ATP-dependent RNA helicase DExH5, mitochondrial. The coding region runs from base 1 to 3552 and encodes 1183 amino acids. The record is from RefSeq and is a predicted model, not a curated record. The transcript is spliced from 19 exons. Gene Ontology annotation, cellular component: intracellular anatomical structure; nucleus. Gene Ontology annotation, molecular function: ATP binding; RNA binding. Lineage: Eukaryota; Viridiplantae; Streptophyta; Magnoliopsida; Solanales; Solanaceae.